AUGCCUACAUUCACGCCAGCUGCUCAGGGCUCGACCGUCCACAGAAGAAUCCGUCGAACCCGUAGACGACGGUCCCACGCUCGACGUUUCCAGCGACAGCCAUCUCCCGCUCCUCCCAGUCGACGCCCGGCGAAGCGAAGACGGCUCCGAGACCAAGAGUCGCUGAACCUACAAGAAUGCUUGUACGAUUGUCAAGACCAGGGUUAUCAUCUGGACGAAGAAGUUUGGGUGGGACACGGCGUCUCGCUUAAUGAUAACCAUUUCUCGCUCCUUGAUCUUGACGUGACCGACCCUACAGCAGUUGUUGAAGGCCCGUAUUCCGGAAUCACAAAUUCGCCGCCGGGCUGCGCAGCCUUGAUGCAUCCUGACCCAGAUUCUUCAGCGAAAGGUCCCGAAACCAAGACGGGAAGAGGUUUGUUCGCGGUGAGGAAGCCGUCUGAAAGGGAUACUGGUGCAGAUACCUCGAGACCUACGUCGCCUGUGCUGCCCUCCAUACCCACGACUCCGGAUGCUGCUCCGCGAGUCAGAUUUCCCGACUCGUAUCCAGGGCCGGUCAGGGAAGAAGACUCUCACCGAUAUCAAUCAGGCUACUUGGAUGGCAUUCAGAUCCCAAGUCCAAUACUAUAUCACACGCAGAGCGGAGAACGGCUUGCGAUAUCCAUAGAACGCGAUUUCCCCCGCUUCGAAUUGGCCUACAGCCAGCCUAGGCCCGAGCCAGACUUUACCAGCUACCGGGUUUCAGGAGACACGGACAGACUGCUGGAAGAUGCAGGGCCGCAACAGUACAUAACUACCCGGCGUGACCAAUAUCCAACGAUGGGAAAUCCAUCCUGGGCUAUGAACAGCACCAAUAACUGGUAUCCAUCAGACCAAUCCGGUCACCCGAAUAUCGGUCAAUUUGUGGUGCCUCGUCCAUGUCGUCCCGGCAUCGGUAAUCUUGCGUGGCCAAGUCUACCAUAUCCCAAUCCACUUCUGGAAGUCUGUCAGACGGGACGAACCGUUGACGAUACUGUGGUGUUUCCAAAGAUUCUACCCUCGGCUUUUGUUGAGGACACCGUUUCUUCCGGUCACAGUGCGAACAAUAUUGUCCAACCUUGGGCAAAUCAAGCUGCCAGUGGUGAUGAGCCUGUCAAGACCAGAGUUACCAUCUCUAGCAUGCUUUGCAACGAAACACACCCAUAUGAGGAGCUCGACCGUGCUAAAGAACAAGCGCUCACUCCCGACGGUCAACAGCUUCCCAGCACCACUUAUGAUGCUGUCAAAUGUCUGAAGAUACACGGUGCAGCACUUUCACUCAAUCCUGACAAUACCACAGAGAAGGUUGCAUAUCAUAAUGCAGGCAACCGUACAGACCUUGUAUCAGCGAAACUCGGUCGGCACCAACUCACUGGGUGGUCUCCGAAAGCCGAUGGUUCUGACAGUGCUCCACAUGUUUCUCGUCUGCUGCAAGCUCGGUUGGAUAGCCAGCAAUCUGAAGAGAAGAAGGUCUCCAAAAUGGCUGAGUGGUUGGAAGGCUUGAGUCAUCCAAUAGACCCGGAAACCCCUGGCGAGUCAUCCAGUCAUGAGGCGUCACGAGCACUCAUGGACCGGCUAUUCGAUAAUGCCGUCCAAAAGGUCAAUGGGGCGGGUCAGACCGAUACUAAACAAGACCCAGCCUUGUCUGCCGUUGGGACUGUUGACAAAAUCACCGAUAGCAAAGACAAUCAAGAUCAUGCCGCCGAAGACGAAGCAGAGGAAGCGUACUAUACCGCCAAUGAGGAUGACAGCGAUGUUGAAAUGGUCAAUGCGGUUCCAAGCGAAGACGGAUGGGCUGAUUGGGAUUGGGAAUGGGACGUCGAUUCUAAUGGCGAGGAAGAGCGGAUUGGCUUGUGUGCCACAGGAUGGGAAGUUUGA
Molecule: messenger RNA, 1893 nt
Organism: Capronia coronata CBS 617.96
Lineage: Eukaryota; Fungi; Ascomycota; Eurotiomycetes; Chaetothyriales; Herpotrichiellaceae
Exons: 2
Coding region: 1-1893 (630 amino acids)
Source: RefSeq, a predicted model, not a curated record